AUGAAUCGUAAAGUCAACAAAGGUUGUUCUACACGUGAAAUCUGCAGAGACUCGUACAGAUGCAAUUGCACGGGAAUAAAAGGUAUGCCGGGCUUUCCGGGAAUCUCUGGACCACAGGGACCGGAAGGGCUUCCGGGAGACAUUGGACCUGACGGACCCCCAGGACCAACGGGUGAGAAAGGUGCUGGCGGAGAAUAUGGCGGUACCGGAGAAAAGGGCUACAGGGGUGACCAAGGCAUACAAGGCUUUCCCGGAGCUCCAGGACUAUCGGGUAACCCUGGUGUAGCCGGUGUAAUGGGACCGGACGGUCUGGAUGGUUGCAACGGGACCGAUGGACGUGCCGGUGCACCAGGAAUGCCGGGUAUCUAUGGUGAACGUGGUCCUCCGGGUCCCGUAGGUGAUUACGGACCAACUGGCGAACCCGGUGACGGAGGUAUCAAUUCUAUCGGUGUGAAAGGUAUCCGUGGUAAUCCAGGUGUCAAUGGACCUGAGGGUUACCUAGGACCGCCCGGGAUUCCCGGUGAAAUGGGCUAUCCAGGAGGGACAGGCGACAUGGGUUACCCAGGUCCCCCCGGUUUGCCAGGUCUGCAAGGUGAACCCGGUCAGAGUGUGUACGGUGAAAAAGGCUUGCCAGGUGAACAAGGAGACAGGGGUGAACCUGGACCGCCUAGUAACCGUGUAUACAAGAAAAAGACAGGGGUCAUUGCGUUGAAAGGCCUUAAAGGUUUCAAAGGGAUACAUGGCGAUUAUGGAGAACACGGAACGAAGGGAGAAUGGGGUGAAAAAGGAUUACCGGGUCGUCCAGGGUUCCUGGGUAUUAAAGGCAUGAAAGGAGAGCAAGGUGAUGACGGACCAAGAGGUAAACAGGGCGCGGAAGGUCCGCUUGGACCUCCCGGUCCAAAAGGAGAAAAAGGUGCUCCAGGUUACGCUGGAAAUGUUGGACUACCAGGAUCUGAUGGGGAGCCUGGAGAUGCAGGAAAUCAAGGAGCCCCCGGUAAACAAGGAGCAGCUGGAGAACCCGGAAAAUAUAUACCAGAACUCGACGAAAUAAUUCAAGGAAAUGUUGGAAUCCAGGGAGAUGUAGGUCCACCCGGUCUAUCAGGCCAUCCAGGCACUCCCGGUUCACCUGGAAAAGUAGGUUACAUCGGACCACCUGGUCCUCCAGGACCCGCCGGUAAUCCUGGUUUGCCAGGGGUAAAAGGAUCUUCCGUGAAAGGAGAGCCAGGAUCUGAUGGUCUUCCUGGAGAUAUAGGUUUGCAGGGACCGUCUGGUUUGGAAGGUCCACCUGGAGAAGUUGGACCGAAAGGAUUCCCCGGCGUAUCGAUUAUUGGUCCCCCAGGUUUAGACGGUAAACCUGGAAUACCUGGUCUUUUAGGCGCACCAGGAGAUCGCGGUGACCCUGGUCCUGCUGGCCUAAAGGGUUUCCCCGGUAAAGGCAUCAGAAUCCGUGGUCCACCCGGUGAACGUGGAUUGCCAGGAUCGCCAGGAUUCCCGGGUCCACACGGAUGGCCCGGUAUUCCAGGUCUCAAAGGUUUAAAAGGACUGAGGGGUGAUGAUUGUGGCGUUUGUGCACCAGGAUUGCCUGGUGAAAAGGGUGAACGCGGUGACGCUGGACUGGACGGGCAUCACGGAGCGCCAGGGUACCCUGGAAUGCAUGGACAACGUGGAGAAAAAGGAAGGCAAGGAAAACCUGGUAUUGUUGGACCUAGAGGAUUGGAAGGUGAUAGCGGAAGACCAGGAAUAGCUGGAUCUCAAGGACCAAAAGGCGAAAAAGGACGACUUAUAGUGCCGGGAAAUUUAAUCGGACAACCUGGCGAUUUUGGUGACAAAGGUUUUCCCGGUCCGGAAGGACCAAGGGGUUUAAAAGGCAAAGUUGGCAUAAGUGGUGAUGCGGGCCCGCCAGGUCCCAAGGGAGAAAAGGGUGAUCAUGGUAUGCCAGGAAUCCCUGGCAGAGACGGUCUUCCAGGUUUGGACGGCAUACCUGGUGAAAAAGGUGACGACGCGCAGAUACCAAUGGAAUAUUUGAAAGGAGAUCCAGGAUUCCCGGGCAUUCCGGGAUUUAAGGGCGCGCUAGGUGAAAAAGGAAGCAAAGGUCUACCCGGAGCAGCCUCUUCGGAACACGAUAUAGACAUAACGGGAGACAAAGGAUUCAAAGGAGAAGUCGGUUUCCCAGGAGAGGACGGUGCAAAAGGUGCUCAAGGACGAGCAGGUGACGAGGGAUACGCGGGCCCUCCAGGAUAUCCUGGAUCUCCGGGUAUAUCACUUCAAGGUUCCAAAGGAUUAAAGGGAUACCCCGGAAUGCCAGGAGAUCAAGGACCACGUGGUACACCAGGUACACCAGGAUCACAAGGACCUGUUGGUUUUCCAGGUCGCGUAGGUAACAAAGGUGAUCGGGGUGAUAUAGGCACAAAUCAGACGUACGGUGACAUCGGAGAACAAGGUGCAUGGGGUCAAAAGGGAGAGAUCGGAGAUCCUGGUCCAAUGGGCUUUCGCGGUAGGCCCGGAAUAGAGGGAUCGAAAGGCGUCAUAGGUAGCAAAGGAGCUCCCGGUUUAGCCGGUUUGCCUGGUCUUCAGGGAGCUAAAGGUCAGCGAGGAGACAGUGUACAAGGUACUCGAGGUAUCCCGGGAAUACCUGGUCAACCUGGAAUGCCUGGCAGAAUUGGAGAAAUUGGUAUUCGAGGACCCGAUGGGCCACCUGGAUUCGAUGGAAUGAAGGGUUUGAAAGGAGAAGUCGGUUUCAUUGGACGCAGAGGCGACGAUGGUGAAGCUGGUCCAGUAGGAUACCCGGGAAGAGAUGGCAUGCCAGGCCCACCAGGUCCUCCAGGUAUUGAUGGUGAUCUUGGUGAAUUCGGUGAACCUGGUCCUCCUGGCUGGCCUGGACAAGAAGGACUUCCAGGACUGCCUGGCAACAAAGGAGAGUCUGGAGACACUGGACCAUCGGGUAUACCCGGUAUUAUGGGUUUACCCGGAUUUAAAGGCGCGUUUGGUGACAUUGGUCCAGAUGGACCUGAUGGACCUCCAGGUGAAAACGCUUUUAGCGGACCACAAGGUGAUAUUGGUGAACCUGGUUUUAUGGGAGAAAUUGGAGCUCCCGGAAUAUCUGGCGUUGAUGGUCGACCUGGUUUACCCGGUGAACCAGGCUUUGCUCUCGAUGGUUUCAAUGGUCCGCAGGGACAAAAAGGUGAGCCAGGUUACGAUGGAUUCCCCGGAUUGCCCGGACCAAAGGGAGAAAUUGGUGAUAUGGGACCGGAUGGUUUCAAAGGCCCAAUGGGAGACUGGGGAUUCCAGGGAAGACCUGGAGCACCUGGUAUCCAUGGUCUAAAUGGUGUAAAAGGUGGACGUGGUCCAUCUGGACCGCCCGGUCCAGCAGGCUUUAGGGGCAAACCGGGACUGGCUGGUGAUCCAGGACAAAUGGGUUUACCAGGAAUGCCCGGUGAAGUAGGUCCCCGAGGUAUGCCUGGUUUGAUGGGUUCACCCGGACAGAAGGGGUACACGGGUGAACCAGGCUUCCCAUCAUUCGCUGAAGCAGAAAAAGGUGACUUUGGAAAUCCUGGUCUUGAUGGCCUUCAAGGUCCAAAAGGAGAGACAGGUGACGAAGGAUACAUAGGAGUAUCUGGUCGAAAGGGUGAAAGAGGUGAUGUAGGGUUCUAUGGGCCCGAUGGAUUCCCAGGAUUAUCGGGAUUGCCAGGUCUCCCUGGUAACCGAGGACCUCCAGGUUUACCAGGAUUAGAUGGAGGAUACGCUGAGCCAGGCGAAGAUGGACGACCCGGAUUGGAUGGUACACCUGGCACCCCAGGUAUCCCUGGACAAAAGGGCGCUCCUGGAGAAUAUGGACCAAACGGUCCCAAAGGAAUUCGUGGAGAGCCCGGUUUCAGUUUCCGUGGCCCGAAAGGACUUCCUGGAAAUCAAGGUCCAAAAGGUUUCGCGGGUUAUCCUGGAGCUCCAGGUUUGCAAGGAUUACCAACCCUCCCUGGACUACCAGGGCGAAAAGGAUAUCCAGGAGACACCGGUUUACCUGGUAUCACUAUCAAAGGACAGUCUGGAGAACCAGGAUUGCCCGGAGUUAAUGGAAGAUUAGGACGCAAAGGUGAAAGGGGUGAUUCAGGUCUCCCUGGAUUUAUGGGGCUGCCCGGAGUCAAAGGAGAACGUGGUGAUCAUGGAGAACCUGGUUUACCUGGACUGGACGGACCUUCAGGCCCACAAGGACCAAAAGGAGAUCGCGGUAUAAAUCCAUUCUCGCCAAUUCCCAGAAAAGGAAUGCCCGGUGAUAUAGGACCCAUAGGAUUACCAGGUUUCCCUGGGCUGCAAGGAAUAUUGGGUGAACCUGGUAGAGACGGAUUUCCUGGAAGGCCAGGAGAAGAAGGAAUGAUGGGUUUACCAGGACCUCAAGGACCAGAAGGUAAAGAAGGUCCUGAAGGUUAUCCUGGUCUUCCUGGUCCAGUUGGUCGACAAGGACUUCCAGGAUAUCCUGGGGUAGCAGGACUUCCAGCGGCUCCGGGUCCAGGUCCACGAAACAGAGGUUUCCAUUUUGCUCGACACUCGCAAUCCGAAAUGAUACCCAUGUGUCCGAAGAACACGGUGAAACUCUGGGACGGUUUCUCGCUAUUGCACAUAAUGGGCAAUGGACAUGCAUACGGACAAGAUCUUGGUGCCGCGGGCAGCUGUGUCAGAAAAUUCUCCACCAUGCCUUUCAUGUUCUGCAACAUUAACAACGUGUGCGAUUACGCGAACCGUAAUGACUACAGCUACUGGUUAAGUACCACAGAACCCAUGCCUAUGUCUAUGGCGCCAAUACCUUCACCGGAAGUCGGAAGAUACAUCUCCAGGUGCUCCGUUUGCGAAGCACCGACUCGAAUGAUCGCAGUGCACAGCCAGACUAUGUCUAUACCCGAAUGUCCGGGUGGUUGGGAAGAAGCUUGGAUUGGUUACAGUUUCCUCAUGCACCGUGAUGCGGGCGCAGAAGGAGGCGGUCAGUCGCUGAUCUCGCCCGGCUCCUGUCUCGAAGAGUUCCGCGCGAGACCGUUCAUCGAGUGCCGCGGUCUCGGCACUUGCAACUACUUCUCCACUGCCACGUCCUACUGGCUGGCAACGAUCGAGGACUACGAGAUGUUCCGCAAGCCGGCACAGCAGACCCUGAAAGCGGACCACACGUCGCGAGUGAGUCGCUGCGCGGUCUGUCUUCGCCGUCGCGUCAUGGAGAAUCCGCACGCCAGAACGCUGCCACCUUACUUGCUGAACGGCCAGAGGGAGAGUCCCGGUAACAUUCAAUAUCCUCCGCAGCAUUACACGAACUACCCGGGUCGCCAAAGGCAACACGCACCUGGCAGAGGAAGAAACCCGAACAGACGCGUGCCCCCUCAUUACCAGAGGAGGGGCAGAAGCCGCAGACCGGAAAGGAUAUCGCAAAUCCCAGAAAAGUAAACCCCAGUGACAUAGAGGUCAGCGUUUUGUACGUGUAUUAAACGAAUUCGUGCACCCUACGCUACAACGUACAUCAAUACAUUUGAAACCGGUGG
Nomia melanderi (Alkali bee) is the source of this 5516-nucleotide messenger RNA. Lineage: Eukaryota; Metazoa; Arthropoda; Insecta; Hymenoptera; Halictidae. The record is from RefSeq and is a predicted model, not a curated record.